Messenger RNA from Pyrenophora tritici-repentis Pt-1C-BFP, 1350 nucleotides. RefSeq lists its product as uncharacterized. The record is from RefSeq and is a predicted model, not a curated record. Lineage: Eukaryota; Fungi; Ascomycota; Dothideomycetes; Pleosporales; Pleosporaceae.
AUGCCUGGCCUGUUCACCCCAUCUCCAUCGCGUGCACGCGCGAGCCUGGGAAGCGGCUUUUUCGAAUCGCCGGCGCGGCCUUCGUAUGCGACCGAGUCGUCCGGCCGCCAGGCGAUUGAGGCUGACGUUCACGAGACCCGCAAACGUUCCCGAUAUGGCCAAAGCACAUCUACCGCACCCAUCUCGGCGACAAGCACCUGGGACGAAGACUCGCUGAGCAACUCCCGUUCUAUAGACACCAAGAGUCCGCCGCCGCUUGCGAACGACCGAUACGAACUAGCUGGGGGCAUGGAUGCGUCGCAUAAUUCCACGACAUCCGAAGGCGACUACGACGAUUACUUCAAUCUCCAGAAGCAGCGUGGCACCUGGUCUGUUCCGCCUACUCCCCACGUAGCUCUGGCGACACAGGUAGCGGCUGGAGAGAUGCACGCGACACCCGGCGGGACCAAAUCAUGGUCGCUCAUCGGCCUUGUGGGCGGAGUAGCCGGCAAACUUUUUCAGUUCUGCACCGUGCCGUUCCGUGGCUUCCAGGCGGGAGGUGGACAGAGAUAUGGCAUCGACUCACACGGGGAGGUUGCAGCGAAGCUUGGUUUACAGGAUGACCCCUAUCCAGCCGGUGCUGUACAGCAGACGACACCAGGAGGCUUCCCCAGCGAUAACUACGGCAUCGAAUCCACGGAGCCAGCGACGGUAGAGCCAGCGACGAUGGAGCCAGCGACGAUGGAACCAGCGCCGAUUGAGCCAGUCUCGAUGCAACCCCCAGCAGAGCCAGCCUCUCCCGAUCGACCGAGGAUGACAAAGCGCCUCCGCACGGCAGACAACUGGGUGGUUGUUGGCACAAACUGCGAGUCCGAAACGAUGCCAUCUACGCCGCGAGUAGCAGAGCGAAGGCUUCCCGGUCAUACACGAACGCCCUCCUACAUCCCCCGUCCUGUGUCGCGCGCAAACAUGACAACGCCAUCAUCCAACAAGCGGCAUUCUCUGAUCCCCGUGUCGCGACGAUCAACAAUGUCAAGGCAGUCUUUCGGUGGGAGCCCACAGUCCACUCCUGGUUCGCAAGGUCAAUCCCGAGCGUACAACCGUCAAAGCUACGGCUCGCCUCUCAUGAUGGACGAGAACAUGUCAAACAAGUCCGUGAGCCCGCUCCCGAAAGAGAGUCAUCAUUUCAUUACCAAGGCGCAGAGGGAAGAGUUUGAGGAAGAUGAGCGUAUCCGCAGGAUGAGCAUGCAGAUGACUGCUAUGCUGAAGGAGGCGAACGAGGCUCUGGGCACCAAGUUUGAGGUGAUGGACUGCGAUGACUAUGGGGUUGACAGUGGAGGCAACAAGCCGCAACCAGUUUGGUUUUCGUAA